This is a messenger RNA of Thlaspi arvense, 702 nucleotides long. NCBI's taxonomy places the organism in Eukaryota, Viridiplantae, Streptophyta, Magnoliopsida, Brassicales, Brassicaceae. The record is from the annotation of a GenBank genome assembly.
UAUCUUCGACAACACUUCAAGGCUGGAGAGAACGUCCUCCUUAUUCCCAUUCACUCAAGAUCCAAAAAUUUUCCUAACUUAAGAAAUCAACUCUCUUCCGAUGGGAAGUAUGAAUCUCGUCUUUUCUCCUCUGGUGGAUACAACUGGAGGAUGGUCAUAUACCCAAAAGGGAACGACAAUGAUUUUGGUAUUGGUUUUAUAUCAAUGUAUGUGGAAAUAGAUACCACAAGCCUCACGUCUAAGCAACCAAGCGAGGUGUUUGCAGAUCUCCGGUUUUUCGUCUAUAACAAAAAAGAAAACAAGUACUUUACUAUUCAAGAUGUAGAAUCGAAGUCGUUCAAUGCAUUAAGAAGGGUGUGGGGAUUUCCCCAAGUGCUUUCGCUUGAUACAUUCAGUGACCCUAUAAACGGAUAUAUCUUUGGAGAUGAAUGCGAAUUUGGUGUUGAUGUCAUUGUUGCACCAUCACCUACCAAUUGGGAAGUCCUCUCUUUUGAUGACAAACCCUCUUAUCCCAAGUUCUCUUGGACUCUUAAGAAUUUCUCUGACCUGAAAGAUACUUUUUACAAAUCAAGCACUACGUAUUGGUACAAAUCAAAGUUAGGUUGGGGAUUUAGUCAGUUUGUGUCUGUAGCUGAACUUCCGAAGGCUUACUUGGACAAGGAGAGCAUGAGGAGGAAGUUUUUAGAUUAUAUAUUUAGUUAU